This is a messenger RNA of Notodromas monacha, 6352 nucleotides long. The record is from the annotation of a GenBank genome assembly. Lineage: Eukaryota; Metazoa; Arthropoda; Ostracoda; Podocopida; Cyprididae.
CAACAACAACAACAACAACAACAACAGCAACAACAACAACAACAACAACAACAACAGCAGCAGCACCAGCAGCACCACCAACAACAAAACCAGAUGAUAAAUCCAAAUGUGCAGGUGCCCACGUCUGUAUCCGGAAUGCAGGGAAUGAUGCAGAUGAACCAUGUGCAGCAGAUGCAAAUGCACAUGCAAAAGCAAGAGGAGACGCCUCCUCCCGCGUAUCCGAAUAAACCUUCGUUCCUGCAGUCGCCUUCCUUCACACAGCCCCUGUCCAACUGCAACUCUGGUUUCGGUCGGGUUGAGGUAAAGGAAGAACUACAGACGAAUGGUCCUAGUGAACCAAAUGGCGAUUUGCUCAUGGAUCACGAGAUCAAGUUAGAACCCGUCGAUCCUCAGUCAGAGCUCGAAGAGGAACCCGAGAAGAAGCACGAUGUGGAAAUAAAGGAAGAACGUGAAGAAGAAGGCGGGAAACAAAUCAAGGACGAGCAGAAGGAAGAGGAAUCCGAUGUGAAAAAAGAAGAAGGAACCGGUGCGUGUGUCAAGCGGGAAAUGGAUGCUGAUGACUCCAUGGACUGCAAGACAAAUGAUUCAGAACCAGACAGCGUUAGCGGAGGAAAGCAUGGCAUUAAGAGUUUCCCCAGUAAAGUCGGUCCAAUGACGAGUGGAUCGACAGCGUCUUCCGUGUCUGCUGGGUUUGUGGAGGACAGCAAGCCAGUCGUGAAAAAGGAAGAAGGUGCCGAGGGUACCGACGCCAAGGGAAAAACAAAAAUACUCUUCACAGCGGAGGAACUGCGGAGAGCUUUGAUGCCACCUUUGGAGAAACUGUAUGUGCAGGAGCCGGAAAGUAUGCCGUUCAGGCAGCCGGUAGACCCGCACGCAUUGGGCAUACCAGAUUAUUUCGAUAUCAUUAAAACACCGAUGGACCUGUCUACCAUCAGGACCAGGCUAAACAACGGCGUCUACACCAAUCCAUGGGAGUACGUCGAUGACGUAUGGCUCAUGUUUGACAACGCCUGGCUGUAUAACCGCAAAACUUCCAAAGUUUACAAGUUUUGCUCCAAGUUGGCGGAGAUCUUCGAGAAAGAGAUCGACCCGGUGAUGCAAAGCCUCGGAUAUUGUUGUGGACGAAAGUACGUGUUCAGUCCGCAAGUGCUCUGUUGUUACGGAAAAACCAUGUGCACGAUUCCCCGCGACGCCAAGUAUUGGUCCUACCAAAACCGUUACACCUACUGUCAGAAGUGCUUCAACGAAAUCCAGGGGGACGCUGUGUCAAUAGGGGAAGAUCCGAGCCAACCUACGCAGACCAUCCGUAAGGAUCAGUUCGUCGAAAUGAAGAACGACGCGUUGGAGCUUGAGCCAUUUGUUCAGUGCAAGGAUUGUGAAAGGAAGCUACAUCAAAUUUGCUGCGUUCAUCUGGAUCCCAUCUAUCCUCAAGGAUUCAUCUGCGAAAACUGUCUCAAGGCGAAAGGACAAAAGCGACGGGAACACAAGUACACUUCCAAAAAACUUGCCUCAACUAAGCUGGGCACGUAUAUCGAAACCCGUGUGAACAAUUAUUUAAAGAAGAAAGAGGCGGGUGCCGGUGAGGUUACCAUUCGCGUCGUGGCCAGUUCCGAGAAGAACGUGGAAGUCAAGCAGGGCAUGAAGGCUAGAUUCGUCGACAACAACGAGAUGCCGGAGUCGUUUCCGUAUAGAGCAAAAGCACUGUUCGCCUUCGAGGAGAUCGACGGUGUUGACGUUUGCUUCUUCGGAAUGCACGUGCAGGAGUACGGAUCCGACGCUCCGAUGCCGAAUACUAGACGAGUCUACGUGGCGUACUUGGAUUCUGUGCACUUCUUCCGCCCCAAGCAAUUCCGCACAGCGGUUUACCACGAGAUCUUGCUUGGGUAUUUGGAAUACGUCCGCCAACUGGGGUAUACGAUGGCGCAUAUUUGGGCGUGUCCACCGAGCGAAGGAGAUGAUUACAUUUUCCACUGCCAUCCGCAAGAACAAAAAAUUCCGAAGCCAAAGCGGCUUCAGGAGUGGUACAAGAAGAUGCUCGACAAGGGUAUAAUAGAGCGCAUCGUGCUUGAUUAUAAAGACAUCCUCAAGCAGGCCAUGGAGGACGACUUGCGUAGUGCAGCAGAGCUUCCCUAUUUCGAAGGCGACUUUUGGCCCAAUGUUCUCGAAGAGAGCAUCCGGGAAUUGGACCAGGAAGAAGAGGAGGCCAAAAGGAAAGAAGCCGAGGCACAGGCCGCUGCUGAAGCCGCCGCCGCAUUGGCUGCCAACUGCGGACCCGAGGCGGAAGUUGAUUCUGACGAUCCGUCCGCCUCUGGCAAGAAGAAAUGUGGUCAAAAGAAGGCGAAGAAGUCCACGAAGGCAAAGAAUAACCAAAGGAAGAACACCAAGAAAGCUGGUAGCAGCCAGAAGGGAACAUCUUCUGACCUUAAUGCCAAAAUCUUCGCCACAAUGGACAAGCACAAGGAGGUUUUCUUCGUGAUCCGUUUGCAUUCCGCACAGUCCGCCGCUUCUCUGGGGCCGAUCCAUGAUCCGGACCCGCCGAUCCAUUGCGAGUUGAUGGACGGUCGAGAUGCUUUUCUUACAAUGGCUCGAGAUCGGCAUAUGGAAUUUUCAUCGCUGAGGCGAGCAAAAUAUUCGUCUACCUGCAUGCUCUACGAGCUGCACAACCAAGGCAGUGAGAAAUUCGAGUACACGUGCAACUCCUGUCGGGCCCAAGUUGAAACCCGGUACCACUGUACCACCUGUGAUGACUUCGACCUGUGCACGACGUGUUAUGAGAAGGAGAACCAUCCGCAUCGGAUGGAACGGCUGAGUUUCGAUCUCGACGGUGGCGAUGAUGGUUCUGGUGAUUCUAAAGCUGGAAAUCCAGCGGACGACAGAAAGAGAUCCAUCGACCGAUGUGUGCGAUCUCUGCUCCACGCAGCGUCGUGCAGAGACGCCAAUUGCAGACUGCCGAGUUGUCAGAAGAUGCGAAGAAUCCUGAACCACACGAAAGGUUGCAAGAAGAAGAGCCAGAAUGCCUGUUCCAUUUGCAAACAAACAAUUGCUCUGUGCUGUUACCAUGCCAAGAGCUGCAACGAACAAAAGUGCUCUGUACCGUUCUGCUCGUCGAUCAAGCACAAGAUGAAGCAGCAGCAACUGCAGCAACGCGUGCAGCAAGCUCAACUACUGCGUCGGCGCAUGGCCGCUAUGGCUGGUGCAUCUGCGGCUAUCUCGGCCGCCUCGGCGGCUGCUGCUGCCGCCGCCGCCGCCGCUGCGCCGCCAGUACCAAUUGCUCCACCAGCUGCGAACCCUGUCAUGUCGCAGCAAAACCACCCGGCGCCGAACAUGAGCUUGGAUGCCGAACAGGUCAGACCUGGCAUGCAAAUGACAGGAGUGCACGGGAAACCGAUGAGCGUUGUGCCAAACCAGACCGUGCCUAUGAGUCAAAUGGGUCAGCAGAGCCAAAUGCCUCAUGCGGCGCCUGGAAUGGGCAUGAAGCCGGUGCUGGGUAACCCGUCGCAACUACAACAGGUCGUUAGACAGGUGCAAGAAGAAGCGAAGCUGCAAGCUACAGCGAGGAUGACUUACGGUGGCAAACCCGGGCCCGGUGGCAUGAUGGGCAGCCCCCCGAUGGGUCCACGCAUGCCGAUGGUAGCCGGAAACCAGCCCAUGAUGUCGCCGACACCUGGCGCACCAAUGACACCCGGGGCGAUGGGUCCAGGCGGUCAACGUGUGCUUCCCGCCAUGAACCAGUGGUCUGGCGACGGUGGUGGCGCGAGUGGCGGUGGUAAUAAUGCAGCAGGACCGCCACCUCAGCCGCCGCAGAUGCAGCAGCGUUACAGCCCGUCCCAGCCGAUGCCGAGUGGAAUGGGAAUGAUGCGAAAGCCUAUGAUGAACAAUCCACAAGGCCAAGGCGUGAUGAUGGGUGGUGCUCACGGCCCUGGGCCGGCUCCCAACGCCGGCGGCACUGCUGCGAUGGCCCAGGGAGGACGGAAUCAAGUGCAGGUGCUGCAGCAUUUGCUGCAGACUUUGAAGAACCCCACGUCACAACAGCAGCAACAAGACGUUCUUCAGAUCCUGAAAGCGGCGAAUCCCCAGGGCAUGAUGCGACCGCAGCACAUGGGGCCGGGCAUGGGACCGCAGGGACAAUUCGCGGACCAGUUUUCGCCGCACGGACAGGCCCAGGGUGGGUUCGUCGGAGGAAUGAAACAGACCUUGGGACCCGGCAUGAUGCCAACUCAGCAGCAGAUGAUGAUGCAGCAGGUGCGAUCACCGCCUGCAGGGGGCGCUGAGGGGAUGCUUGGCAUGGGCGGCGGGCAAGGCGCCGGCGAAGUGAUUCUCGGACCUGGCGGUGUGGCUGGGCAGCACAUGGGCGGCUGUCCGCCGCAGAUGCGCGGGCCCGGUGAUAUGGGACAGGGCGGUGACAUGGACGUCGGCCAGGAUCCCUUGUCUCGAGUUGUGGACACGCUAUGAUGACGAUCGCCGCCGCCGACGCCAUUCUCUUCACAGUUCAACCAUUACCGGCAACAUGACCCGUCCCGCAGAAUGUUCUAGUCACUCAUCACCUCCCCAUCCCCAAUCAUUCAUCAAGAAGAAGAAGAAGGCGGCGACGACGACGACGACAAAAAAAUAUCCGCGAAUUUAGGAACGGAAAUAUUGCAAGAAAUUACGCGAAUGGAUUUCCCCGAAGUCACUGGAAACUUUCCCUGGAGAUUUGAGCUCGAUGAAGUCAGGCUAAAAAAGUUUGUAUUCUCACGAGAGUGUCCGUUGUCAAAAAUGGUGCAUUUAAUUUUUAGUUUUUCAUGCUGGCAUUGAAUGUGAUUCCUGAAAUUGAAAUUUCAGCGUCAUAUAUUUGAGGAAUAUUGAACUAUUUGCUUAUCGUCUCGUUCUCAACUUUCCUGACUUGUGAAUUUCGAGCGCUUUUUUGGAUUAAUUGAUUUGCCCCUUCUAACGGAUGCAAUAUGUAUUUCGCAGUGGUUCGCCGGUGGUGCGGUCAUUUCUUACCACGACCUGCGUGAGUGUGUGUUACUUCGCGAAAUUGACAAAUUACAGAGGACAUAAUCAGUCUGCUUUGGAGAAAGCCAGAUUAAUCCGAGAAACACGUACAGCGACUUCGUGGAAAAUCCAUUCGUAGAAUAGAAGAGAAGUUGUUUUUAUUUUUUGAAACAGUGAUAAUUAACUUUCAACGGACCGUUUCCCUCGAUUGGUUUUGUGGAAUCAAAAAAAUUGUGUGCGUUGUUUGUUGAGGCUUUUUUUUUUGGUCGAUCCUGGCUCGUAGCCCGGAGCUCAAUGUAUAGUUGUUACGAGACUUCUUGCUCUCGCACGAAGUUGUACAGCGUUGUUGGGAGAAGAGGACGUGUUUUGUAUCGGCCGGGCCGGCGCGGAAAUUUUUAAAAAGAAAGCUGAAUCGAAACUACGACGACGCCGCGGCGAAAUGGCGGCGCCCAGCUGCUCCUCUUUCCAUAUCUGCCCCGUCUGGAAGUGACAGGUUUCUUCUUGCCUUUUUUGUUGUUUCCUUCGAGAAGCGUUCAUGACCCAAUUUUCUGUUUUUCUUCCGGAAGUAUUGUGUGGCGUUUCGUGCGGAAUUCCGGAAUUCUGAAUGUGUGAAACACCUAUUACUUUUACAGGUAUGAUCGUUUCUCAUCGUGAUGUUUGUUUCUCACUGACGUUCUGCCGCGUCCAUUUGUGAGGAGAAAGUUACUUGAUUAAACUAUUUUUCAGGUAAACCUUGGUUUAUUUAGGCCGGUUUUUAUUUAUUUGUACCUCCGGUAGUGGGACUUCUUCGGAAUUUUAUUGCCUCAGAAUCGAUCUUUUAACUCGCUCGACUAAUACGUUGAUGAUGAGCGGAAUUUUUUGCGUUUUUUGAUUAGGUCGGUUUUUUGUAUUUUGAAUUUGUAAGUGUGUGAACGGGUGAUAUUUCAUUAGCUCUGAAGUAUGUGAGAAGGAAGAGGAAAAAGAACCGAGAAUGAAGGGAAGGCGAAUCGGGGAUAUGGAGGUGGAAAACUGUGUUCAUACUUGAUGUUAUUUUUUGUGCGGGAUGGCGCGAGCUUUUUUUUUUGUCUUUUUUGUUGCUGAAGCUUGACGCAAAUCGGCGUAAUUGUUUUUGUUUUGAUUCUUUUCGAUUUAUUCGGUUUUUUUUUACAAAAGCUGUCCAAUUCGGCUUCCGACUAUUUGAAGAAGGAAGUUGGACGAUAGGUUUUUUUGGACUUGCGGAUGGGUCGCCUGCCGUUGCCGUCGCCGCGAGAGAAGUUUCAAUUUGAAUUGCGCUGUUUUUCCCAAGUUUCUUUUUUUUUGUCUUUUCUAUUUCUCCGGUCGGCGUGAGCCUUGAUAUGAAGGGAAAAAAGUGGAAUAAAUCUUAAUUUCAUGUAAGAAA